AUGAUUAGCGCCAAACCAGGGCGUGUCCUGGCGAUGGUUGCGUGCACAGAACGUCUAGGUGUGCCCCGUGGCUCUGGAAUGUUCAGGCAAGCGCUGCACACCGUCUCAUGCUUCAGCGAGGACAAGAUCGCUGCCAAAGUGGACUACUUGAAGAGGACACUUAGGUGGUCAGAUACCGAGGUUGGCAUUGCUGUGUCCAAGGCUCCGGUUUUGCUGACAAGAUCAAAUGGCGUGCUGCAGCGUAUGUCAGACUUCCUAAUCUCUGAGGUGGGAUUGGAGCCGGCCUACAUUGCUCGUCGCCCCGCUAUGCUCACUUACAGCCUGGAGGGACGGCUCAGGCCCCGCUACUAUGUUAUGAGGUUUCUUAAGGAAAGUGGAUUGCUAAAUCAUGACAGAGACUACUAUAGUAUGGUGGUGGUCGGCGAGAAGGUAUUUGUCGAGAAGUUCAUAUGCCCUCAGAAGCAAGCUGCACCACACCUUGCUAAAGACUAUGCAGCUGCUUGCACAGGGCAGGUGCCUGCUACAUUCACAUUUACAUGA
This is a messenger RNA of Triticum turgidum subsp. durum (durum wheat), 540 nucleotides long. The record is from the annotation of a GenBank genome assembly. Lineage: Eukaryota; Viridiplantae; Streptophyta; Magnoliopsida; Poales; Poaceae.